GCGACGUAGAGAGUGUUGCGCGUGUUGCACCGCUCCUCCACUCGUCCGCCUCUGUCCACUGUAGACACACGGAGUCGCUGAUAGUUAAACAAGUCCGUGUAAGAGAGGAGGGCCAACUUUUAUCGGUGUGUUAUCAAGGCGCGCUGGUCGAUACACUGGACAACUGCUACAUUUGCUGUCUGUUGCGGCAGCAGGGAGAUCUCCAUAUGGAUUACCAUGCCGCCCAGAUUAAAAACGGAGAAUGUCAAAUAUUUAAUUUCCUCCUGGAAGUGAUUCGUGAUUGCAUUACAACAUAACGCGUGUGACGUUACGCCAGGACAACACGUUCCCAUCUGAAGCACUGCAUCAGGCUUGAGGUCGUGUUCCGGCUGACAACUACAAACAUGAAACAAUGAAUAACAUAUGGAAAAGUGGCCCAAAUCUACAUUCAAACGCACCCUUUACAAAAUGACAACACUUUCGUUCAUGACCUUUUACAACUCAACAACGUCGCAAAACGUCGUUACUGAAGACGUGGAAAACGCCACCGAUGAGUACUACUACAACUACGAAGAUGCUGUGAACAAUGUCCCCCUAGACGAGUUGGUGCCUAACGCCCUGGGGUACGGGCUGACCCUGCUGUUAGGCCUUGUGGGUAACACGCUGGUCAUCGUGUCCGUGGCCAGGUACAGGCGGAUGCAGAACGUCACCAACAUAUUCCUGCUGAGUCUGGCAACGGCGGACCUUCUCCUGGUGCUCAUCUGUGUCCCUGUUAAGAUUGCCAAGUUUUUCACAUUCACGUGGACAUUUGGCGAGUUCCUUUGUAAAGGUGUCCACUAUCUCCAGAAUGUCGUCAUCAUUUGCUCAGUGGCCAACUUGACCGGACUAAGUCUCGAGAGGUACUACGCCAUCCUACACCCUAUGAGAGCCAAGUACACCUGCACCGUGGCUUUGGCACGAAGAACCGUUCUGAUACUUUGGGUUCUCAGUAUCAUAAUGGGCGUACCAAUACUCAUUGGGCAGCAACACAUCCUGGUGGGGUCCAGGCGGAAAGGUUACUGGUGCAUGGAGCAGUGGGAUCUCCCUAUCUACCACCAGCUCUACCAGAUAUACAUGUUCUUCCUCAUCUUCCUCCUGCCCUUGACCUUGAUGACGUUCGCCUAUGCCAGUAUCUGCAGAAAGCUUUGGCUUGUUCGCUAUCACAGAGCGUCUAUCAGGGCAAACAACUUACGGUACUCAUGCCAGGAGACAAUCCUGCUCAAUGGGGACACUACACCCGGAGCCUUGCGAAGAGACAAAAUAGUCCCGAGUGCUUUUACUGUUCGGCGGAAGAAGUUAUUUGCUGCGGAUGAAGACUCCACUAGGAAACAGUUCACGUUUCAGGUGAUAAAGAUGCUGGUGGCUGUCAUCGUGUUGUUUGCUGCAUGCUGGGGCCCAAUAAUGGUCAACAACCUUCUGGUCUCCUUCGGCGUGCUGGAACAACUAAGCCUUGGCUACCUGAAGCCAAUGAGGCAGGCUUUCUGGCUCAUGUCGUAUUUCAACAGUUGUGUAAAUCCAAUCGUCUAUGGCUUUAUGUCCAAAAAUUUCCGUGAUACAUUCCGUUAUACCAUCGGCCUUUGUUGCUUGAGGAGGACACCCAAUAGGAUGAUGGUAUUGCAAGGCCGCUGCUCCCUGCCGUCGGGGCAGUCCACUAGCAUGCGGGCAGCUUCCAUGUAUGAAGCAGACAGAUGGAACAUCUAUCGUUGCUCUAGAAUGAAUAUAUCACAUGGUUCCCAAACCACUGAAAUGACAGACUUACGAAAGUGCACCGAACUAAAGACUCCUGUUAAUCUGACCUUGAAUGGUCACAUCUGUACCAAGCCUUCUCAUGAUGUAUGUCAGGUGCCGUGAAGUGUCAUAAAAUGUCCGGAAAGCUACGUUCCCUUCAAGUGUCAACUUCUUGUGUGUAAUGUGGUAUCACCCUGGACCGUCUUGCCGGGUUAUCUGGACGUUGGCGUGUACACAUUAAUUUUGUUUAAUUCCAGUUUGUGUAAGUACAACGCUCCACGAUAUCAUCAUGAGGAAGUCAACUUUUGUGUUCCGUGAUCAGCCCCAGAUUGGGGGUUCUACCUCAUCUAGUGCCAUAAAGUACUGGCUGUAGAUGGCGCUAUGAGCACCAUCCUUUGUGUUUGUUUACUGUGUUAAUUCCCUCUUCCGCUGUUGUCCAGUGCUGUUGCGAUCGAUGUUGUUCAUCGUUAUUAAAUGAGAAACAAUGCGACGACUUAGUGUUACCGACUGAAAGUGAUUG
Molecule: messenger RNA, 2266 nt
Organism: Haliotis rufescens (red abalone)
Lineage: Eukaryota; Metazoa; Mollusca; Gastropoda; Lepetellida; Haliotidae
Product: QRFP-like peptide receptor
Exons: 6
Coding region: 403-1869 (488 amino acids)
Biological process (GO): G protein-coupled receptor signaling pathway
Cellular component (GO): plasma membrane
Molecular function (GO): neuropeptide Y receptor activity
Source: RefSeq, a predicted model, not a curated record